GGGCAGGGUCCCCCGAUGCCUAUCGGGAGUUGUAGUUCUCUGGGUCGCAGGACUCCGGCGUUGCCCACGCCGUCCUCCCGGGCCGCACUUUCCUUUGUCGACGUGGCGAGGGGCGCCGGGUGGCCCUCCCGGCUCCCAUCCGCCACGCCCUUUGGGGCCGUCAGGAGCGCUCAUUGGUCUGAGGGCGGGGCCUCUGAGCUGCAGGAGGCGGGGCCAGCUGGGAGAGCCGCCAAAUUGGGCAUCUUUUUGGAGAACGCAGCGUGGAGCACGCAGAGUGAAGUGAAGCAGCCUAACUGGGAACUGACGAUGUGGCGACCGUCACUUCUACUGCUGCUGUUGCUGCUCAGGCGCGGAGCCCACGGGAAGCCGUCCCCUGAAGCCGGCCCUCAUGGCCAGGGGAGGGUGCACCAGGCGGCCCCCCUGAGCGAGGCCCCUCAUGAUGACGCUCAUGGGAACUUCCAAUAUGACCAUGAGGCUUUUCUAGGACGAGACGUGGCCAAGGAAUUCGACCAACUCAGCCCAGAGGAAAGCCAAGCCCGUCUGGGGCGCAUUGUGGACCGCAUGGACCGCGCCGGGGACGGGGACGGCUGGGUAUCGCUGGCCGAGCUCCGCGCGUGGAUCGCACACACGCAGCAGCGGCACAUACGGGACUCAGUGAGCUCGGCCUGGAACACGUACGACACAGACCGAGACGGGCGUGUUGGUUGGGAGGAGCUGCGCAAUGCCACCUACGGCCACUAUGAGCCUGGUGAAGAAUUUCACGACGUAGAGGAUGCCGAGACCUACAAGAAGAUGCUGGCUCGGGACGAGCGGCGUUUCCGGGUGGCUGACCAGGAUGGGGACUCCAUGGCCACUCGGGAGGAGCUGACGGCCUUCUUGCACCCGGAGGAGUUCCCGCACAUGAGGGACAUCGUGAUCGCCGAGACCCUGGAGGAUCUGGACAAGAACAAAGACGGCUAUGUACAGGUGGAGGAGUACAUCGCGGAUCUGUACUCCUCGGAGCCUGGGGAGGAGGAGCCGGCGUGGGUGCAGACGGAGCGGGAGCAGUUCCGGGACUUCCGGGAUCUGAACAAGGACGGGAAGCUGGACGGCAGUGAGGUCGGCCACUGGGUGCUGCCUCCCGCCCAGGACCAGCCGCUGGUGGAAGCCAACCACUUGCUGCACGAGAGCGACACGGACAAGGAUGGGCGUCUGAGCAAGGCCGAGAUCCUGGGCAACUGGAACAUGUUUGUGGGCAGCCAGGCCACCAACUACGGUGAGGACCUGACACGUCACCACGAUGAGCUCUGAGCCCCAGGGCACCUGCUGCAGCCGCCUUGUCCCGUGGGCUGAGCCAGGGAGGGACCCCCAAGGCCAGGCCCUUUCCCGUGGAUGGAGACCCAGCCCGCAGCGUCUCCCUGCCCCUGGGCUCUGGCGGACCCACCGAGUCAGCCUCUCUCCCUGAGACACCACAGCCCCUCACAACUCCCCCAGGGGUCACCCACUUCUCACUGGCAGAGUCUCCCAGCCCAGACCAAGGACCCCAUGCCAAGCUCUGCCUCCAAGAAUCUCCACGAAGCCCCAGCUUGAAAUCUGAGCCUCACCCCAUGCAGACGAGAAGCACUUGGCUGGGGGCCCUGAACUGGCCUUGUCCCCAGCCCUUGCACAAAGGACACCUCCUCCGCCAGGGAGGCAAUAAAAUCCGGUGCUGGGGCCUCA
Messenger RNA from Phacochoerus africanus (Common warthog), 1698 nucleotides. RefSeq names its product reticulocalbin 3 (gene RCN3). The record is from RefSeq and is a predicted model, not a curated record. NCBI's taxonomy places the organism in Eukaryota, Metazoa, Chordata, Mammalia, Artiodactyla, Suidae. Gene Ontology annotation, cellular component: endoplasmic reticulum. Gene Ontology annotation, molecular function: calcium ion binding.